Lentinula edodes (shiitake mushroom) is the source of this 1661-nucleotide messenger RNA. RefSeq names its product glycoside hydrolase family 28 protein. Bases 220 to 1422 code for a protein of 400 amino acids. Gene Ontology annotation, biological process: carbohydrate metabolic process. The transcript is spliced from 13 exons. Gene Ontology annotation, molecular function: polygalacturonase activity. The record is from RefSeq and is a predicted model, not a curated record. NCBI's taxonomy places the organism in Eukaryota, Fungi, Basidiomycota, Agaricomycetes, Agaricales, Omphalotaceae.
AUGGGUACUGUUCAGGGUAUUGUACAGGGAACGGCUCGCCACAACAAAUGAAAAACGGUCCGAGGUCAUGAUGAUGCUCAUCAUUUUCGGAAUUACUUGCUCGAACCACAAUGUCAGCGGUCCGCCUCAAAUCAUCCCCAAGAAUAAAUAGGGAGCAUCGUAGACUGCGUAGCGUUCCGCUCGUCUUCUUCUCUCCCCCUCCAAAAAAAGAGUCUGAAAAUGCGUUCGCAUAUCGCGUUACUUUCCGUCUUGGUGUAUUCGGCGGUAUUGGAAGCAAACGUGCUGAAAUUCAAACGAGUUACAGAGGCUUCUUGUGAAUUGACUGCCUCUUCGGGUGACGACGCGCCCCAAUUCCUUGCUGCUGCUGCAAGCUGUGACACGGUGAUCAUUCCGGCCGGGACCACGCUCAACAUAGAGACCCGUCUGGACAUGACCGGGAUGUCGAACCUUGAUAUUGAUCUCCAAGGAACAAUAAGAUUCAAUCCUGAUAUUGAUUAUUGGUCUGGAAACGGCUUUCCCAUUACAUUCCAAGACCAGAUAACUUUUUGGCUCUUGGGUGGUGAAAAUAUUGUGUUGAGCGGCGGAGGAACUCUUGAUGGAGCAGGCCAAGCUUGGUAUGAUGCCUUUGCUUCCAAUUCGUCGUUACUCCGCCCCAUCAUUUUAACGUUGAACGAAGCCACCAACGUUUUGGUCGAAAAUAUUCAGAUGGUAAACAGCCCUGAGUGGUUCAACCUCGUAAACGAAUGCCAAAAUGUGACCUUUAAUAACAUCACUAUCACCGCAAAGUCUACGUCCGACAAUUUUAUUUCUAAUACGGACGGUUGGGACAUCUACCGCAGCGACAUGGUGACCAUAAAAAAUUCUGUCAUAAACAACGGCGACGACUGCGUUUCAUUCAAGCCGAACUCGACGAACAUCCUUGUUUCGGACCUUAAUUGCAAUGGCUCUCAUGGAAUCUCAGUUGGGUCUCUGGGUCAAUUUUCUGGCGUUUUCGACAUUGUUCAAAACGUUACUGCCAUAAACAUACAAAUGGCAAAUGCAGAAAAUGGCGCUAGGAUCAAAGCGUUUGCUGGUGAUGACGUUGGAAGCGGGACAGUACAAAAUAUUACCUUCCAAAACUUUGUGGUCAGUAAUGUGGAUAGUCCAGUUGUCAUCGAUCAGUGCUACGAAACGUCAGCAGAUGAUUGCGAAGAAUUUCCUUCCAAUGUCUUUAUUCAGGAUAUAUUUUUCAACAACAUCUCUGGUACAGGCUCAGGUUCUCAAGUUGCCUCGCUAGAUUGUUCUCCUGGUAGUCGAUGCACCGAUAUAAAUGUCAAUGGCUUUGACCUAUCGGGGUCUGACGGAAAAACGACGUACGAAUGUCAGAACGUUGUCCUUGCCGGUAACGCCGCUUCGCUUUUUGGGACCUGUACAACGACAUGAAGACCUGGAAAUCGGACCUGGCUCAACAGAGUGAUGGAGCGACUUAUCCAGUGUCAUUGAGAUGAACUGUAAUUUUAAACAUGCUGUCCUCUCCUUUCAAGGAAUAAUACGUGCUAUCAGAAAUCUCGGAAAUUGUUAUGCGUAUAAACUGAUCAUGAACGUUGACGCAAGGCGGAUGAGGUUCAUUACGGUAAUUCCUACAUUACUACGGUCCUUAAGCAAUGUCAGUUUGAGAGAAA